GUCGUCGAAUGCAAGAUGUUGGUGACCUCUGCGGCAGAAUCUGCCAGAUCAGCUCGCAACGUUAGUUUGGUUAGUUUUAGUCUUGGCCUUGGAGUUCUAAUAAUCUCUCUGCUCGGCGAGCGUUGCUUGGGCGUUAUAAAUGCUCUAGAUCUUCAAUAUGCAGUCAUUGCAAGUGUGUGUUACUUGGCAGUCGUGUUGGUUCUGCUAAUGUUUAUGUUUAGAGGCCCUUCUUUCCAGAUUGCAAUUAGAGCAUGUUUUUUAGGUGUUGUAUUCGCCUUAGGAGUCAUCGUCACUUUGCUGGCUGUUUCAAAUUGGACUGUGUUUGGAUGGUACCUGUGCGUGUUGAGCUUUUUCCAUUUCUCAGAAUAUGUAUGUACGUCACUUUAUAAUGCCAAAAGUCUGUCCCUACAGUCCUUCCUAUUAGACCAUAGCCUAGCAUACCAUAUCGCAGCCAUGGCUAGCUGGGUGGAGUACACUUUACAGGCAGUUCUUCUCCCUGGCAUGAAGCAAUGCAUAUGGGUUAGUGGUAGUGGUUUAGCACUGUGUAUAGUCGGUGAAUUCUUACGUAAACUGGCCAUGUUUACGGCCGGAAAGAGUUUUAACCACAACAUACAGUAUAGAAAAGAUGAGAGUCAUGUGUUAGUGACGCAAGGCAUCUAUGCAUGGUGUCGGCAUCCUUCGUAUGUUGGGUGGUUUUUGUGGAGUGUUGGAACGCAGCUCAUUCUCUGUAAUCCGCUGUGUUUCAUUGCAUACAUAUUGGCUUCUUGGCAGUUCUUCAAUGAACGAAUUCAAGACGAAGAAAUGCUGUUAAUUAAUUUUUUUGGGGAACAUUAUAUCGAUUACCAGGAUAGAGUAUGUACAGGUUUACCUUUCAUACAUGGUUAUAAAAUGCAUGCAAGAUGCUGAUACCAAAUAUGGCAAUGCAGUUUGAAAUGUUACUAUGGUACCAUAUAUGGCAAUACACAUUGAAAUGUUACUAUGGUACCAUAUAUUGCAAUGCACAUU
Saccoglossus kowalevskii is the source of this 1005-nucleotide messenger RNA. RefSeq names its product protein-S-isoprenylcysteine O-methyltransferase-like. The record is from RefSeq and is a predicted model, not a curated record. NCBI's taxonomy places the organism in Eukaryota, Metazoa, Hemichordata, Enteropneusta, Harrimaniidae.